UCCACUUACCCUUGCAGCGGAGACGCAACUUUACUCGAUUCCUUUCUUCAGGCGGCAUGGAACGGCGCGUGCUUCUUCCACCGCGCCAAAGAUUUCAGCUUUAGAGUUACUCCGACAUUAGGGGCGGGAUGGAAGCAUGGAGUACUAGGGUGGCUCAGUUCUUGCUGUUCUCCUUCGUUUUGGGUCAGAGGCAUGGGUUUUGUGCCUCCCUCGGUGAAGAAGGACGAGCUACGAGAUUCAGAGAAGGAAUACAAGGGGAUCCAAGUGGAUCCUUAUCGAAUUCAGGAGAAAAGAAUCACUACCCUUGGUUUGAACUGGGGUGUUCGGAUCAUGGCAGACCACUGGCCUCCUUAGUCGAGGGAAACAAGGUGUCAACUGAAAUUUCUGCAGAGCUGCAAGAUCGUACCAUGAUUUCAGAGGUUUUAGCUGAUGGAGGGCAACAGUCAUGCAGAAAAUGCUUAACAAAAACCAUACAGAGUACCACUCUGAGGAAACUCCUACAGACAGGGUGGCAUCAAGACUCAACAUCCGCGUCCAACCAGCGACAUCGCAGCCAUCAUCCCAUGUCCCCUUCCCCUCCGCCGUCGCAACCUGAAACCAAGUCUUCUUCUGUAUCUCAUUUGGCUAUCUACGCGUUGUGCAUCGGUGGAGCACUUGGCCUGGUGGUUAUAGCCUCUAUCAUGUAUCUACUCUCCCGUAGAAAGAAAGAUAACACCGUCAUUCCAUGGGCUACCGGGCUGAGUGGACAGCUAAGCAAAGCCUUUGUGACAGGUGUUCCUUCUUUAGGAAGGACCGAACUCGAGGCAGCGUGUGAGAAUUUCAGCAAUGUGAUUGGUACUGAAUCUGACUGUGCAUUGUACAAGGGAACUCUGUCAAGUGGAGUUGAAAUUGCAGUUGCCUCCAGUCCAGUUAAGUCUCCCGAAGAAUGGUUGGCUUGGUCUGAGGAACAAUUUAGGAACAAGAUCUCUGUGCUGUCCAAAGUGAACCAUAAGAACUUCAUGAACCUACUUGGUUAUUGCGCAUGUGAUGACGAGCCAUUCACCAGGAUGAUGGUGUUUGAGUAUGCUCCAUGUGGUUCCCUCUUUGAGCAUUUGCACAUUAGAGAAGCAGAACACUUGGACUGGCCUACUCGGCUCCGCAUCAUCAUGGGAGUAACAUACUGCUUAGAGCACAUGAACCAACUAGACCCUCCUUUUACCCCAAGAACACUGAACUCCUCAUCCAUCUACCUGACGGAAGACUACGCAGCCAAGCUCUCCGACACCGAAUUCUCGAUGCAAACCACAGACCAAGACAGCAUCGUCUACAAGUUUGGGAUACUGCUGCUUGAGAUAAUCUCCGGUCGGUUGCCGUUCUCUGAAGACCAUGGCCUACUUGUCCUCUGGGCUUCGAGCUAUCUGGACGGCAAGAGACCGCUCAGUGCAAUGCCUGAUCCGAUGCUCAGGGCGUCAUCGUCCGUGCCUGAUGAAGACUUGGCAGCACUGUGUGAUGUUGUGAGGCUGUGCAUAAACCGCGAUACAGAGAAGAGGCCAUCCAUGAACGAGGUUGCAAGUCUGAUGAAAGGUGUCAUCAGAUUGUCACCGGAGCAGACGACCCCGAGGAAUAACCCGCUGUGGUGGGCUGAGCUUGAGAUUAUCUCCACGGAAUCCACUUGAAAUGUGGAUCCACAUCAAAGGGUAGGAUAAGUAGUUUAGUUUUUAUCUUUUAGUUUCUUCUUCAUUACUUAUUUUGUAUGAUAUAACACACUCCGUUUGGCCUCCUCUUUUUUUUUGUCCGUGGAUCAGUGUGAGCCUGCGAAUUUGUAAAAGUUGAGAGAAAGAAAAAUAGUAAUUAUCAAGGUUAGACGUAUUUACAUUU
Molecule: messenger RNA, 1857 nt
Organism: Lolium rigidum
Lineage: Eukaryota; Viridiplantae; Streptophyta; Magnoliopsida; Poales; Poaceae
Product: protein MALE DISCOVERER 2-like
Exons: 8
Coding region: 129-1655 (508 amino acids)
Biological process (GO): protein phosphorylation
Molecular function (GO): ATP binding; protein kinase activity
Source: RefSeq, a predicted model, not a curated record